Messenger RNA from Oncorhynchus nerka (sockeye salmon), 3284 nucleotides. Its product is annotated as zinc finger protein aebp2-like. Gene Ontology annotation, cellular component: ESC/E(Z) complex. Lineage: Eukaryota; Metazoa; Chordata; Actinopteri; Salmoniformes; Salmonidae. Bases 79 to 1653 code for a protein of 524 amino acids. Gene Ontology annotation, biological process: regulation of transcription by RNA polymerase II. The transcript has 10 exons. The record is from RefSeq and is a predicted model, not a curated record.
AGUCGUGCGACAAAUGACGAUGGGCAGUACAGCAAUAGCUGUGGAAAUCGUGAACGUAGCCAUUGGUGUUCUGCAAACAUGGCUACCGAUGCUUCUGAGUUGGAGACUCCCGUAUUGAGCGAGGAAAACAGCGAAAUGCUUACAGAAAAGACCGAAGAGGAAAAGCAGAAAUAUCCAGAAGCAGUGAAAGAUGAGGCAGGUGAUAGCUGUGUUGAUGCACCGCUGAAAAUUGCGGAAGCGGUUGAGGAGUGCGUGCAAGACGGAGAAGUAGGGGAUGCGAAACCUGCUGCAGAGGAGGCCGUGGCUGUCGGAGCGGUAGCGGCUGCGGAAGCGGUAGUGGUGGUGAGAGUGGCAACAACAGUCGCAGCAGCAACAAGGGACGCGAAUGAUGACGUGGUGGUGGGAUGCCAACUUGCCAAAUCAGAGGAAGAUAGCCUGGGCCCGGAGGACGAUGUUGAUACCAGUGAUAAUGUUUUUGACGAUACGGUAAAUGGAAUAGAAAUGAAACCAGAAGAGCCGAGAGAAGAGCGCCAGUUGCCUGUUAUAGUGAGUUGCGUGAAAGGCAAACCCACCAGUGAGGAUGCCCCGGAGUCUGCGGAAGAGAAAACAAACACAGGAGGCGGGGGGCUUGCGGUUGGGCACAAGAGGAGAGCCAGUGUAGAAAUGUCAUCCUCGGACGGAGAGCCACUCAGCCGGAUGGAUUCAGAGGACAGUGUCAGCAGUACCCUAAUGGACAUGGAGAGCACGGUAUCCAGCGGGCGUUCCACCCCAGCCAUGAUGAAUGGACAGGGCAGUGCCGCCCAGUGCCACUCCACUACCAAGGGCCAGGCGGUUGGCUAUACCUGUUGUUGGGACCAGUGUGGCCUCUGCUUCACCUGCAGCCCUGACCUGGCUGAACACAUCAGGGGCAUGCAUGUCGAUGGACAAAGAGGAGGGGUGUUUGUGUGUCUGUGGAAGGGCUGUAAGGUGUACAACACCCCUUCCACCAGUCAGAGCUGGCUCCAGAGACACAUGCUGACACACAGCGGAGACAAACCCUUCAAGUGUGUGGUCGGGGGCUGCAAUGCCAGUUUCGCGUCCCAGGGGGGGCUAGCGCGCCAUGUUCCCACCCACUUCAGCCAGCAGAGCUCCUCUAAGCUGUCCAGUCAGGGCAGGCUGAAGGAGGAGUCACCCUCUAAGGCUGGGCUUAAUAAGAGAAAGAAACGAAUCCUGAUGAACAAACGCAGGCGCUCCCUACUGUCUCCUCUCCCACCAGCGAGGCCCCAUGACUUCUUCGAUGCCCAAACCAUGGACGCCAUCAGACACCGGGCUAUCUGCCUUAACCUGGCCACACACAUGGAGAGCACAGGCAAUGGACACAGUGUGGUGUUCCACAGCACGGUGAUAGCCAGGAGGAAAGAGGGCUCUGGGAAGGUAAAGGUGCUGCUCCACUGGACUCCAGAGGACAUGUCGCAGUUGUCAAUGAGAACUUUUUCUCAACUGGCCUGCCUGGUUAAAUGGAGCCUGCCUGAUGUGUGGGUGAACGAGACGGAGCGUUGUCAGCUGAAGACAAAAGUGGUUCACUUAUCCCAGCUACCACAAGACACCGCUAUGCUACUAGACCCCAACAUCUACAGAGCGUUACCACAGAAGCAGCUGAAGCGAAGUCUGUAAGGAGUCUUCUGUGGACAGAGGACUACAGAAGGGAAGAACUCCUGUUCUUAGGAUGUGGGUCUAUAUGGGAGCCUCUACGUCUGUCGUUCCUUGAAAGGAGGAGACUAGCGGAAGGGACCGUGGACAGAGGAGAGAUGUUACAUCCUUUUUCUGGGUAGAGUAGAGAAUGUUUCUUCUUUCCUCUGUAUUUUUAAACCCACCACUGCAUCAGUCUGCAGUGAAAGUGGGUUAACCAUUUAAAAUGGUUCUGUUCUUUAAAAGGUAAUGAAUGUUUUAUAUUAAGUGCUAAACUUGAAAAGAAAAACAUGUAUAAAUGAUUUUAAGUGUACUACUAAAACUAUGGUUUGGUUGUUAUACACAACUGCGUAAAGAAAUAGUUUAAUUGUGUAGAAAGUAACAUACAGCAUUUUUUGUAGACAUUGUUCAUCUUGUAAAUAUUUUUUGCAGAUUUGUUAUUUUUAUACCAUGGAAUACUGUAGUUUAUUGUGAAUUUUUUAUUUUUAAGCAUAAUGUGUAAUUAUUGUUUCAAUGUGAAAGCUCUUUUUGUAACCUAUUAUUGUUGAAAUGUCAAAUUAAAUCAUCAAUCCAUAUAAUGUUCAUGUUGUCUCCGAUGAUUAAAAUUAAGAUAAUAUUAAGAUAAAUAUUAAGAUAAAAUGGGUAAUGAUGACUUGUAUAGGCAACCCAUUAUUGCAUGACAGUGCUUAUUCUUGGGCUCUCUUGCUGUUGUCAACAAUUUGAUAGUGUCUAUCUUCACUAGUUACCACAGCCACAAAGUCAUAAACUCUGGCCAUUUCUACAAUUUAUCUCCUUACAAUUUGAUUUUAAACCUAACCUUAAACCAUAACCACACUGCUACCCUUAUACCCAACCCUAACCUUAAAUUAAGACCAAAAAACCCAUUUUUGUUUUCAUUAAGUUUUACGAUAUAGCCUAUUUUGACUUUGUGGCUGUGGUAACUAGUUGAAACCGAUCGAUACAAACGUGUACAUUGAAGCAUGACCUCUAACCUUCUAGCACCUGUGACCACUAACUACAUUAGUGUUAACUAGAACUCCUGAACCCCAAGGCAUGGUUAAUUCAUGAGUAUGGUAAUACAUUUGUGUUAUCAUUAUAGACUAUUUACCAUGUGUAUGUAUACAGUUCAACAUUCAAUAUGAGGACUUGUGAACUUAAAUUUCACUCUGUAUGUUGAAAGUGGAAUAUAUCACCAAUAAAACAAAGACAGAAAGGUAAAAGGAUCUUGUUGAACAGCACUAACUAUUGCUGUGUGUGUGUGUGUGUGUGUGUGUGUGGUAGGAAGAGAAUGAUCACAUAGUGAAAUAUAGUUCAGAAUUUAUGAGUUAGUCUUUAGGAUUUAAAAUAAUUUCUGUGUCUUCUUCUUGGGAACAUCAUGGUUUGAUAUUUUAAGGACACCGCUGUCAUGGCUGGCUGUUCCUUUCUAGGAAAAGCCUUGUUGGGUAGACACACAAACAAACACACAGUACUGCAAACAAUUUUACAUCCGGGGUAAAUCGAACAUGAUUUAGACCUUGUUUAUGGAAAAGUGUUUCUAUCUGUAUUUCAAUGUUGCAACUUGCUGAAAAUUGUCCAGUGUUCCUAUCAUCUCGAAUAAACAGUACUGCAAAAAGAAA